CGUCGCGCCGCACACGCGCGGCGCCCGUCUCGCGCCUCCUGUUGCCUCGCCUCUCCUCUUUGCUGCCGCCUAUCUCUCUGACUCUUGAGUGCGAUUACUACGAGUUGGUCGCGGCCGCAACGGUACCCGGCACCCGCUGCCCGAUUCGUGUCGCUGUCCUCUCGUCUCCCUCCUCCGCGGCGGCCGCCGCCGCGUUUCUGCCGCCACAGAGCGCGGGGGUAUGGAGCACGCGUGGCCCCCGUGAGCGCUUGGCUGAAGGGGGCCACCUGGCUCUGGGCAACUGGGAGGGAUGCGACUCUGGUGGGUGCUGAGCUGUGCGGUCACGUGGGCCGUCCUCGCCGUUCUGCUCCUCAGCAGGCUCCUGUCGAUGAACCGGCCACCUUACCGGGGUCUUACCACAGAGUUCUUCAGCAGAACAGAAAUUGGGAACUUUUCAAGGAGUGCAUCCAGACCCAAGCAACACCUGUCCAAGGAGUCGCCGGGUCGCGUGGAGACGCGGAGCACGGUGGAGGCGGUGCAGCGCGAGCGGCAGGAGCUGCUGCGCCGCGUGUGCGCCGACCCCGCGCUGCACAACCUCACGCACACCAACGUGUCCCACUUCGUCCUCAGCCGCAUCUUCGUGUGCGACCGCUACCGCAUCCUCUUCUGCCAGACGCCCAAGGUUGGCAACACGCAGUGGAAGAAGGUCCUCCUGGUGGCGAACGGCCGCUACAACAGCACGAGCGACGUGCCUGAAGACAUCGUGCACCAGCACGACAAGAACGGCCUGCCUCGCCUCUCCAGCCUCCCUCCUGGGGAAGUCUCCCUGAGGCUACGGACAUACUUCAAGUUCCUGAUCGUGCGGGAACCGUUCGACCGCAUCAUCUCGGCCUUCAAGGACAAGUUCGUGAAGAACCCGCGGCAGGAGCCGUGGUACAGACAGAGGAUAGCCCCGGCAAUUGUGCGCCGCUACGGCUCGGGCCCCGCCCGCCGCCACGCCCUCCGCUUUGAGGACUUUGUACGCUACCUGGGCGACGCGCAGGCCGAGCGACUGGACGCAGCCUUCGGCGAGCACAUCAUCCACUGGGUGACGUACGUGCGGCUGUGCGCGCCCUGCCAGAUCGACUACGACGCCGUGGGGCAUCACGAGACGCUGGAGAGCGACGCGCCGUACGUCCUGCGGCAGGCCGGGGUCCCGAGCCACGCGGCCUACCCGCCCAUCCCGCCCGGCGUCACAGCGUUCAACCGUUCCAAGGUGCAGCACUAUUUCCGCGGGAUCAGCCCCACGUGGAUCAGACGACUCUACCGCCGCUACGAGGGAGAUUUCCGGCUCUUCGGAUACGAGGAGCCCUCGUUUCUCUGGAUGUGAAUGUUGGCGGCGGAUAACGGCCGUGAUUGAGCGGAUCAGCCCAAAAUGACCAACGUUUUGUUUUGUUUUCAUUAUAUUUUUGUACACAUAAUGAAAUUAGAAGCCUUUUUGGAAAAGCAUUUAUGUUUUAGUGGUAUUACACAAAAAAACGUCAUACAUUGAGUGAAAUCCAUUUCUGUCUAUGUGCUCUGUGCAUACUUAUAUUUGACAGUCUAUCCUGAAAAUGUAUGUUGAUGCACAAAAAGUGGAAACCACUGUUCUCUUUAGACGUCCAAACCUUCAUUGUCAUACCAAGCUAAAUGGUGCAUUUCUAUCCACGUACCAAUGUGUUUUCUCAAUCUCCAUGACCUGAUCCCAUACUGGAAUGAGUCACUUGCAAUAUUUAUUUAACACCAUAUGCUGUCACAACAAGCGGCAAUGCUACGGAUUUUUGCCUGGCAUUUUAAACGUUGACGUUUGUAACGUGGGCAUUGUUUUCUGAAGAAGGCUGGAAUAAUGAAGCAGGACCGUGACGCUGGCUGUGUGUAUUUGGCUGGCCUCACAAACGAAAGUGUUUGGUGCUCGCUUGGCAUUUAAAACACACGUGUGGUCGUCCUGAGAUUCUGUACUCGGGAUGCACAACUGCACUACUGGAAGUGGUAUAGGUUUAUACCUACCAACCUCCCCUCACUGAUGUAUAUAGCCUCUUUCUGAUCGGUGAUAAGUUGGCAAUUCACACACCGUUAACUGCAAAAGGGAUGUGUGAAGCCAAGAAUCCAACUGAGUGUCACACAUUGCACGUGGCAGCACAGAUUGAUUUAUGGAUGUUUGAGACAAAUCCUCGAAUAACCAAUAAUAAUAAGAAACCGCAAGUGGCACAUAGAGACGCGACGGGGACUCGGCACAGCACUGCUGUUAUAACCCUGUUCACCGUCCCCAGUUUGUCGUUGUCAUAGUUGGCGACUUUUUAUUGAUCCUCAGCUCGUUGAGAGAGUGAGGUGUUUGAACAGUAAAUUGUGCCGUUGGGCAGUAUUGAAUUCGGUGGAAAUUCCCCAGUGGCAAAAUCCUCUGUUUUAGAAUAACGACUGUAGGCUGCUUAAUGAGGCUAAUAUACCAUGGUUUAAAGAUAAGUCCAAGAAAGGGCAUUGCUUUCCACAGUGUACGGGACAUUGAGGGCAGUGACUAGGGAACAUGCAGAGAUUAUGUUCGGAUGUGUUGGAAUUAAGUUUGAUUCCCAUGUUUGGCUGUAACUUUAAACAUGGUACGUGGGCUAUCGUGUCAUCUUAUGUAUUAUUAUUUUGCACUUCAUCCUGCAAAUGGUGUUGUUGAAUGAAACCAGAUGACACUGUGUAGCAGUUAAGAGCGAUUGGCUCGCAUUCAAACGGUUUAGAGGUAAAAUCCCGCAUGGGGCAGCCUACUCAACCCAUCAGUUUUAUAGCACGAAUAAAAUACAUACCACUCUGUGGCUUGUGGCUUAUCUGCCCGCAAGGUGAUUGUCCUAUUACCCUGAAAGUGUGGAAUUUCCACCGCUGCCUCAUGGCCACCAAUGGAAGUGAGUGCUCCCCCCUGUGGUUAAUCCAGCAGAGAAGAAUGGGGGCACGGGUGAGGUGGGACGGUUUCUGUAAUUUUGUUACUAACGAUAAUAACAAGCAGUCAAAGUAGGGGAAAUUGUAUUGUUAAAAAACCAACAGAACUAAUGGCUUGAAUUAAUUAAGAUGAGCUUGUAUAAAUGAAGAAAUUGUAUUUAGUGUUUGUAUAAUAAUUUAUCAACUCGCACAGGGAUUUCCAUAAUUACACCGUACUUGUCCACGGAGCUUGCCUGUCUGCAGCGGACGGGACCGUUAUGAGCCGUGUGGACUGCGUUUCUUAAGUCUCCCAUCGGUCGUCGCAUGUAUGUGUGUAUGUUGAAUGUCUUUCGCACGGUAUGUAGCCAACCGGGCACGCCUGUCGUUGCCGCCAUUUCAGUGGCGUUUGCGAUCCGUUUACACCCGUUUUUUAAACGGGGCAUUCAACGGCACCAUCCGUUUGCCGUGGGCCUGGUUGCUUUACGGCGGAUUAAUCGAGGCGCACAUUUCGUAACAUUGCGAGGAGGAUUUUAGAUUUGCACCUUAAGAGGGCAGCACCAAGACGUGCUGGUUGUACUCCAUCAUUUAAGGAAUCGUGUUGCUCAACUUAACUCUGGCUAGUGGUUGAUGAGCACAGUCAGGACCGUGUGGCUUUAGUUUUGCUUAAAGGUGCCAUGGGGUGAAGUGCACUGCGAUGGAGUUUGAAUGUGCAGGUUGGCGUGUGGAGCAGACUGGGAUGCGCAGCGUGGAGAAAUAUUUUUAUCAUUGCUGGCAGCUUCCAUUUCCACUUUAUUUGUUGAACAUUUUUGGAGACGAUGAUGAUGACGACGUUGCCUGCGUGAUUUAAAUUACCAAGCACUGUAGAUGUUGAGUGAAGGGAAGCUUCACAAACUUAGUGUUUAGUUAAAUUUUAAAAGUAGCAAAGGUAUCACAGCUCCUAAUGUAAAUGUAUCUACAGCCACGGUAGCUUGUGCUUUCGUCGUGGCCACAUUAGAGUGCUUUCUCUUCUGAUCUGACCUUUCUGUUCAAGGUUGCAGUCAGCUGGCAUCCCUGCUUGGGGCAGAAUCAAAACCGCUGUAGCCAGGGAGACCACGCUGUACGACCACUCUAUAUGCGCUUCACACUCGAGAGAGAGAGAGCUCUUCGAAAGUUUGGGGACCGCCGUCUGCAGCGAUAUCACUCCGUGGGAGUUAGCUUUGGUGCGGCUGCCUUGGCGCAGUGCGGUGCUGUGUUGAUGCGACUUUGCUUGAGGAGACAAUGGCAUGCACAGUCGUAUUCAUUGGCCUGUGGACUUGAUGCCACUGAACACGGGACAGGUCGGCCGUAUAAAGUACGCUGGUCUGCCAGCGAUUAGCAAACGGAAAACGGUGGCAGUUCAAGCAAUCCGAGCCCAUGCAUAUGUAUACUUGGUGACUGAUAGGCGGAACACGCGCUGAAAAAUACACAGAGGUAUGAGGAGAGGUGCAUGCUUGGAAUUGCACCGAGAGACUGAAGAGGGAACAACGUAGGUCAGAGAAAAAAAGCAAGUGACAGCCAUUGUGUUGACAAUGGUAAAUGGGCUUGGGCAGGACAAAUCACGAGGCCGGAUGACGACUGAUGAUGUGACUGGGUGGAUGGAUUAGCAGCCAAAGGAGAGAACGCACCCAAGAAGAUAAACCACCGCCAGAAAUGCGGCGAUGAGUUCGGUUCAUGUGCACAAGUGAGGUGGGCGGUAGCAGCACCAGACGUGUGAGGGAUGACAGCAGCAUGGGGAGGCCUUCAUCCAGCAGUGGAUAGACAAUGGCAGGAUGGUGGCAGGAACCACUUUGUGGGGUGUGACUUCACUGAGAACAACUUUAAAAAUUAAAAUCGUGCUGUGUGAUUCACUAUUACACAAUGGCUGUGAUUAUGGCCGAGGUGGAAUCCACAAAUUACGUAUUGUGAUUGAGUAAUAGUGUUACUUUCAGUUACAAAUUAUUAUUGUUGGGAAAAUGUAUUAAUGACAUGAAGAUCUUUGGGGGAAAGAAAUGUUGAGACAGUAAUAUUGUGCGAUUGAAUGCCAAUGCACGUGUCGUUUCAUUUACAUUGUGAUCCAGUUCCGCAGUCCAACAACUGGCUCUGGGAAGGGCGACGGUGUGCUCUAAGUGUACUGUAUCGAAGAUGAUGAUCACUGGUGGCAGGAAUGUCUGUCGCGUAAUUCUAGGCCAGCAACAUCCUUUGCCCGUCAGGUGAUGUUACUGCGAAGCAAGCCGCACCGAGAAAUCGUUAUCACCUUUCAGUUUGUGAGUAGUGGGGUGAAUUUUAAUUCGGUCACCAGUCACUGUAGCACAUGGCCACAUGUUGGUGUGUGUGCGUGUUAUUCGUUUUGCACUGAUCACUGAAAGAAACCGAACAAUUAUGUAAAACAGUGGCUUCUUUUUUAUUCCACUAAUCGGAUGUACUGUAUUUAAAAAUGUGUGUAAAAUAAAUCUUUAAAAAAUCGGUCUUGUUUUAUCAUCCUGUUAUCACACCGGGGCCUAAAGUAGUUAAUCCGAAGAAGAUGCUUGUGCUUGCCAUUAUAAAGUGUCGCGUCCAUCACCAGGUCAUGGCCACCAAUUGAGCUGAGCGCUUUGUAAUUACACGCUGUCUUUUGAAUGUGUAAAACUGCACAAACAAAUGUUCAUUUACAAUUUGACUGCCAUUACAUCAUCUUGGAAUGCUGACAUUAUGUCAUGCAUGUGUAGUGACAUCGGGGAUGUCACUGUAUAGUGCCGGCCCGGAAGGGCCAUGCCGUUUGAUGUUCCUACAUCGUGGACGGCACUGUGUGGGUGGCUGUGUGUAAUACCAGCCCGAGUGGGGCUUGGUGAGCACUGGGAUAGUGCGGGCACCACGCACAGCGUGUGGUGGGGGGGCUCCCGCGAGGGGGAGUGGGUGAGCGUCAGCCCAGGGGCAGGGUUUCCCCGGGGGCAUGGCACUCUGGUUGACCCCGUAGACACGUGAUCCGGAAUGUCCACACAAGGGCCCACAGGUGGGGGGGGGGGGGGGGGCUAUUGGGUGAUCACGUGUCCGGGGAGAGCUCUUGAGAAGGAUCGAGAGGGGACGAGAAUGCUCGAGAGGGAACGAGAAUUCUCGAGAAGGCAGGCGGAGCGGCCCCGACCGUAGGGGGAUAUAAGGCGGGUCCUUGAGAGUGACCGGGGUCGCUUCAUUCUCUAAGCUGGAAGCUCAACAUCUAUAAGCGGGAAGCUCUACGUCUCAAGCUGAAGCUCUUCGUCCUAUGAGGCAACCACGUGGUCGGGGACCCGAGUGAGGAUCCGACCCUUCGUAGAAGUAACUCCUCUGUAUAAUGUAGUUAUCUGGGUGGUCACCACCCUAAGCUGUAUCUGGUAAGGGGCAGUUACCCCUUUGUGUUACGGUGUUACAAUAAAUGUGUUGCCUCUUAAAGGAACAACGUCUGUGACUCAGUUGGACUCACUACACAUGCUGAACUUCUUUCGCACCGUACGUAGCCAACCCUGCUAAUCAGAGGUGCGGAGAGUUCACACUGGACUUGCAAUCCUGAUAUUGUUAGUUCAGUUGGAUCUUAUAGCGGAGGAGCUGAAACAAUGGUGCGAGCUUCUUAUACGCACCAAGCUCUGUCCACCCAUCAGUGUGCGUACAACCACUGUUAGUCGGCGGCAAGUCGUGUGCGGUGGAGUAAAAUUGUGGGUACUCCCAUCUCUUCCAAUAUGUCGAAGCAGGGUGAAUGACACGGCCAAUUUUUCUCGAGGGGGGCUCUAUUGGGCUCUCUCUAGCCAGACGCCCUUCUUCCAGCAGUGGCGUGAGCAAUAAAUUGCAGGGCUGCGCAUUUACCCUUUGCACCACCACAGCGCCAGUUGUCGGUCAGGCUCGCAUCCCCGUGCAUAUGCACACACAGGCAAACUAGGAGUUUAUUUAGGAAUAUUUUAACGUUGUGCAUGCAUGUUGUCUGCCCAUUGCGAGGUGGUCAUCAAGGUUAACAGGGUUGAGCUCUGAUAUGCGCUCAGUGGCGCUCGCCAAUGCAUGACGGGGUUAUCAGCUGUGGGGGCAAUAGGGAUGCUGCUGUCGGACAGUACUGUACAGUGCCACCACGAUGACCUCCCCCCCACACGACAAAUCACGUGGGGCACGCAGCACAGCACAAAUGGUAGACAAACAGCUCCACCCCCUGCCAUCCAUGGGGCGCAUAUCGAUCGGUCUCCGCUCGCUAAGCUAACAUUUUGCUCGUUUUGCGGACAAAUGGGUAUAAAUAAAAAUGUCUCAUAGUAAAUUCUCGUAGAAAGAAUGCUCGUUAAGCGAGACACGUUUGUACAUAAAUAUAGAAUUACUCCAUUGUACAGCUAUGCUCCCGUGUAUAUACUCCCAUCCAACCAGCACUGACCCUCCCUUGCGGUGUGGUACGGCCAAAUGACCCACACAACCCACAAGGCUUGGGACAGCCCUAGUCCACCAGCGGAUCGGCGUCUGGGCUGUGCAUGUACACAUGGGACUAAUCUACAUGUGUACGUGAAUACCUCGUCCGAGUAUAAUAACAGACAGAGAGCAUGAGGGAGGAGAAGGAUGAUCCAGGCUAGUCAAGCUAGACAACCAUGUCAGGAGCAGCGGAGUGUAUCACUGUAAUGGUGUGUUUUGGAUGACCACAGCCGCACACUGGAGAGUAUUUUUAUUUUCCGUUUGUGCAUCGGGUAUUGCCAUUUGCCAUGGUUGGUGCCAACGGAUGCGGUUUAGGGUGGACCACGAGCUUCGCGGAAGAUCAAAACCCAGGGAUCAUCAGCACUGUCAUGCCAUGCCAACUAAAUUGCCGGCAGUGCACGGGCUGUCCAGAUAUGUAGCGCUGUCCACUGGUGCGCGUGCGUGCGAAUCAAACGCAGGUGUUGGCAUCCCGCGCCAGUGAGGGCCGAGCACACGCAAGGCAGCUUGGGUGGCGCGGGUGGGGACGUUGUGGUUCUGCACGGAGUUGUCUUUGUGACAGACGCCCGCUCUCUCCUCUCUCACUCUUCAUGAAAGCACAUGCAGUGUUUCCGAUCCAUUUAGUUCCGUCAGUACACUGUGGGGUUCAUGCUGGGACGUACGCAUGGUUUAGCAGUUUGACGUAAUAAAGUACCAAGAUGGCGAUGAAAUUGAAUCUUCACUGUAAGGGAUGCGCAGUUUGUAUUAGAGUAGACAUUCAUUUUGAUUCUAAUUAUUUUUAAAUAGUUCACAAUGUUAAUACGUCGAUUGGAUGGCGCUUUAAACGUGCUUGUGAUGUGUAAGGUGGCCACGUUAUGGAAAUACUGUUGGCUGCUCGAUUUCAUUGUUUAGUGCAUGAUUUC
This is a messenger RNA of Lethenteron reissneri (Far Eastern brook lamprey), 8177 nucleotides long. RefSeq names its product carbohydrate sulfotransferase 10 (gene CHST10). Gene Ontology annotation, molecular function: sulfotransferase activity. Gene Ontology annotation, cellular component: membrane. The record is from RefSeq and is a predicted model, not a curated record. Gene Ontology annotation, biological process: proteoglycan biosynthetic process; carbohydrate biosynthetic process. NCBI's taxonomy places the organism in Eukaryota, Metazoa, Chordata, Hyperoartia, Petromyzontiformes, Petromyzontidae.